UAUUUGAAAUAUUUUCUUGACUACUAAUUUUGGAUUUUUUAGAUUACCCACUUCAGAUUUUUACAUAUUGGUACCAUUCUACAAGAUCGAUUCAGAUAUAUUUCGAUUGGAUAACAUAUCAGAUUUUUUGGUCCGGGUUCGAGUUGAGAUCGGAUUCUGGAUUUUAUGUCCAGGCCCAGUCCUCCUCGCUAAUCUGAGCAAACGAUUAAAGAAAAACGCAUGUUUCGUUUACCUUUUUACAAGUAAAGUAUUAAGAUUGGCUCUCAGAGAUGACCUGAUGAAUAUAGAUAGAAAAGUUAGCACUAUAUUUUAAAGAUACUAGUAUUGGCUUUCUCCCACUAUUUGCAUAGGAUCCGGCGAUUUAGGGGACAAAACAUUAAUGUCAUGCAGAGGAACAGUUAUUUAAAUGUCAGGGUAUUAGGAUAUUGAUCUUAUCAAUAAUAAUUUAUUCGCUUGGCCAAAAAAAUAACAAUUUAUUCGCAUUAUUACAUGAUUACAAAUUACAUUAAAUAUAGUGUGCCAAAAUUCUGUCAAUUAUUUUCCAAUUUAUAUGAGUCCAAAGUCCACAUUCACAUUUUGGGAUCUGUUUCCGAGUUUUAGUAACACCAUAUUCUAGAUCAAAGGCCUUACUUAGUCAAUGAAUAAAAACUUCUGUAGCUAACAUUAUUACUUUUUCGUUAAAAAUACCUUUACCUACUCAACUAGUAAAAAACCUUAAUUCUAUUCAAAUCAUCAGGUAAUCUCUUCUCUAUUUACAAAAUUUUUACAAUAUUUCAGUUUUAUAUCGCACUUCUGCAUCUAAUUAUUUUUUCACAACUUUCACAUUUUACCAAAAUCCCUAGUCAAAGACUCGUGGAGUCAAAAGUCGUCGAUCAUUGACUUGGGACAAAUGGGCGAGUAAGUGUUAGGUGUCCAACCAAAAAUUUGAUUUUUCUUUAAGCGUGUUUGUCAUAGUUGCUUAAGAGAAACUAAUAUUGAAUUUGUAGUGUUUAUCAAACAACUUUGGAGUAUUUGUACGCCGUGUAUAAAAUACGAACAAUCACAUCGUUUGUAAUAUAAGACAACGAUCUACUGUUAUAAAAUAUUUGUGAAUAGUACCGGAAAUGAUCCACCAACUGACUCAUAAGAAAAGUGAUUAGUUAAAAUAUCCAUCGAUGUUUUGAUUUUGUGUAUAUCCAUAAACUCGAUACUUGCAUUAUUACUAUGAGUGGAAUACAAGCAAGCGAUUUCAUUAUCUAACACAUUUGUCUCAAGUUAAAAAUGAAUCAAACUUAGGUAGACGUACGUGCCAUGUGACUAUCUCUACAUUCAAGUUAUUGAUUAUGUAUAAGUACAUAUUAAUCAUACAAAAAGUAGAAAAUGGAACACUGAAGGAGUCUAUAUAGUUUACAAACUAACAAUUAGUCAGUCAAUUAUUAUUAUGAAUAUGCAAUUUGCAAGUUAUCAAUAAAGUUAUGCAUCAUGAUGAACUACAAUUAUUAACAUUUGCACCCAAAAAAACUACAAUUAUUUGAUUUUAAUUUGCUAAGCACAUGAGCAAAAACCAAAUGGAAGCGCGUUAAGAAUGAAAAAGAGAUAAAAAGUGUAGGUUUUGGUCCUCCAUACCAUGUGAUCGAUCUCAACUUUCUCACUUUGGCAUUAAAUUCUUAUCCUUUUCUUUAUUUCCUUUACAUGUCUGCAUUGAUGAGUAGCUCACAUACAUUUUUUUUUUUAAUUUGUAGUAAGUAGUGUGUGUAUUUUAUGAAACUAUACAUUUGUUGAAGUGGUGAAAAACAAGGCAAAUUUAAAGCUAUAACCAAAUAAACCAAACCAGUUUUGUUUUGUUAGUUUUGUAAUUAUCAUUAUUUUUAACCAGGUGUAUACAUGUCAUAUAGAAACCAAACUAAAAUAUAAGUUAAUUUGGAAAGAUAGAGAAUGGGAUCAAAUUAACAGAGUUGUCCAAAAAAGAGAGAAUGGGAUCAACUUGUGUUAAAAAAAAAUUGUGUUAAAAAAAAGAGAAUGGGAUCAACGUUACAUUGAAUCACAAAUCAAGUAGGAGUUGUGGGAAUAGUUACGAUUAAAUUCCUUUUGUUUUUUAUAUAAAAGUGUAUGAAUAUUUUGAUUAUAUGUACAGUACCAAAGCUUCUUCAAUUAUGCGAAAGCGACUGCUGUAAUUGUUAGAUCUCCCAGACGAUGGCAAUUGUUUUCACUCUCCCACGUACAAUUAAAUUAUCAAAUUUGUUUUAGGUUCUUACUUAUUUCAGAACAAGAAUCACAUACAUAUACAUACCAAAAAUGAAUUAACUAAAUAAGAAUGACAGAGAAUCUGUGCAACAUGACCAGUCGGUGAGGUUAAACAAGUAAUGUACAUUGAUAUUAUCAAAACCACUGAACUAGCAAAUUCUUCGGUCUCCUCCAUCUUCUCCACUCGUUCACACACAAACCCUCGUAUAUAUAUAAUAUAUACACACAUACGCAUACUGUCACUAAUGCUUUUCUCUCCUCUUUUUAUAUAUACUGACAACCUUGCGAUCUUUCUUUUGCAAGAUCUGUCUGAAUAGUGAGGGGGUUCCUAGGUUUCAGAGAAAAAUAAUGGCACCACUCAAAUACUUGUGUUUUAGAAAGUUACUGUUGUUGCUUUAUUUCAUUAUUUUCCUUUUCUCUUGUUCUUCUUUCUUUGCUACUUUUGCCUCAUCAGAAACUUCUGUUCAUGAUGAGCUACAACAAACAAAAUCCUUAGAUCCACACUUUAGAGUGAGAAGAUUGUUAGUGAAAGAUCUGGAAACUGAUGAUGAAGAAACCAAUCCUCCUCCUCCUAAGAAGAAGAAGCUUACUGGUUCUGUUCCAUCAACACCUAGUAUUAAGAAGAAUCAAACCAAGCUCAUCAAACCGAUCUCUUCUUCUUCUUCCACCAAGAACCAAACUAAACUCGCCAAGACUACGUCUUCCAAACUUAACUCCACCAAAUCUUCUUCUAACACAACCAAGAACGGAUCAGACAUCAAGAAGUCCUCAAACUCUACAAAACCCACUACUUCUUCAAUCAAGAAGUCAUCAGAUCUGUCCAAAUCAACCUCAUCCAAGAACAAAACCACCACAAAACCCCCAAGCUCCAAACUAUCUCCUCCUCCUCAAGACAAGAAGAAACCACCUUCCUCCUCAAAACCCACAACCAAACCAAAACCAGCAGAGAAAGAAAUAAAACCAAUCUGGCUAGACAACGAUGAAGACGACUUCGUCAACGAGUUCAGAGACCUCCCCACGAGAUUCCAAAGAACCCUAAUCCCAGACCUAGAAAAAAUCUCAACCACAUCCAAAAGCUACAUCAACAAAGCCAACAAAGAGAUCACCAAGAAGUACUUCAAACCCUACUUCGGCAACAAGUACGCACCAAUCAUCACCUCCGUAGUCUCCUUCGUCUUCAUCCUCGUCCCUCUUCUCCUAGUCUCCCUCGUCUUCAACCGCUUUAAAGCCUACUUCUCCCUCCAAAAACUCCUCAUCUUCAUCCAAAUCUACCUCUCCAUCUACUUCUCAAUCCUAUGCAUCUCUUCCCUCGUCACUGGCAUCGAACCUCUCAAGUUCCUCUACGCCACGUCAGGCUCGACCUACGUGUGCUUGCAGAUCAUGCAAACCCUUGGCUACGUGUUCUACCUCUUGGUUCUUCUCAUGUACCUUGUUCUCGUCUUCUCCACGGACUGUGGCCUUGCCCUCAAGGUACUAGGUUUGGCGCAGACGUUCGUGGGGUUUGCAGUGGGGUUGCAUUAUUACGUGACGGUGUUUCAUAGGGUGGUGCUUCGUCAGCCUCCGAAGACUAACUGGAAAGUGCAUGGCGUUUACGCCACGUGUUUUCUUCUCAUUUGUGUGUUGUCUAGUGCGGAGAGGAGGAAGAAAGAGUACUUGGAAGAAGGCGGUGACGAAGGAAAGAAAAAUUAAAAUUUUUGCAUUUUGUAAUAUUUUGUUGCUUCAUUAUAUUUUUAUAAUUUCGGCAAAAAAUGUAGCUGAAAAUGCAAUAGAAGAACAAUUACUAGUGGACGUUGGAGAAAUUUACUUCAUUAGGCAAAUCGAUAAAUGUGGAAUUAAAUUUCAUACUUUUUUUUUAACACCUAAAUUUCGUACUUUCA
Brassica rapa (field mustard) is the source of this 4100-nucleotide messenger RNA. RefSeq lists its product as uncharacterized. Lineage: Eukaryota; Viridiplantae; Streptophyta; Magnoliopsida; Brassicales; Brassicaceae. The record is from RefSeq and is a predicted model, not a curated record.